Daphnia carinata is the source of this 2947-nucleotide messenger RNA. RefSeq lists its product as uncharacterized. NCBI's taxonomy places the organism in Eukaryota, Metazoa, Arthropoda, Branchiopoda, Diplostraca, Daphniidae. The coding region runs from base 85 to 2532 and encodes 815 amino acids. The record is from RefSeq and is a predicted model, not a curated record. The transcript is spliced from 9 exons.
GCUAGUCCUGGUAUUUGGUGAGCGUCUGCAGGGUGUGUCGUUUUGAAACUGUCAGUGGUUCAUGCUUGUCAGUUAAGUUUCGAAAUGUGGCAAAAGUCCAUUUUGCGAUUCCCCAAGUUAACAUGUUUACUUAUAUUAGCUGCUAUUCUUGGGGAACAUAGUGUUGUCGGCCAGUUCGAAUGGCAGUCUCGUGAUGAAUUUGAUGCUCUAAAAUAUCAAAUGGAUUCAGUUACCGCAGAAAAUUGCCCCAUUAAAAAUGUCAACGAAUUACACAUGCCUGAAGAUGCAGUUUCUCAUUUACCUGAUAUUAAAGAUAUCAACAUUAAUCCUGUGUUUCCCAAUAGAACAGCACUGUUGCAUCUACACAACAUGGCACUCAAUCGUGCUUUUUUUUGGAGUUACAUUUUACAAGCCCGUUUUAUUAGACCUGCCACCAAUGACACAUAUGAUCCUGGAAUGAUGUACUACUUUCUUUCAACUGUUGCUGAUGUGUCAUCAAAUCCACGGCUAAAUAGCAGUGCAGUUUACUUCAGUCCAAACAUGUCUUAUACCUCAUCAUACAGAUCGUUUUUUAACAAAACCCUCCCCUUAUUUGCCCCACGGACUUUUAGAGCUGAUGAUUACAAUGACCCUAUUCAUCUUGAAAGAUACUCUACAUUAAACAUGUUUGAUGUUCGUGACCUUGGGGCCAUCUCAAAAAACAGCAAGAGUGAAAACUAUACCACUGACUACUAUCGUAUCAAUAAAUGGUACCAAGCUUGGCUUCCUGAUCAAGUGGAUGGGAGACAAGAUACAAAAACAACCUAUCAAGUGAAAAUUCGAUACGCCAACAACACAAAUGAGACUUUCACAUUCCAUGGACCGCCCGGUGCUGAUGAAGUCCCCGGACCACUUAAAUGGACUCAGCCUUACUUUGAUUGUGGAAGAUCAAACAAAUGGAUCGUGGGAGCUGUUGUUCCAAUCGCGGACAUAUUUCCACGUCAUACUGGUUUUCGCCACAUUGAAUACCCUACAUACACCGCCGCAGCUGUUAUGGAAAUGGACUUUGAAAGAAUAGACAUUAACCAGUGCCCUAAAGGUCAGGGAAAUGAUGGCCCUAAUCGAUUUUCCGAUACUGCUAGGUGUAAAGAAACAACAGAGUGUGAACCUAUUCAUGGAUAUGGAUUCCGGCGAGGUGGGUAUCAGUGUAGAUGUAAACCUGGACAUCGACUGCCUAAUACUGUGCGUCGACCUUAUCUCGGCGAAAUUUUGGAACGAGCCACAAGUGAACAGCAUAAUGAAAAUUUUCAUUGCGAUAAAAUUGGAUGGAUUCAAAAACAGCCCGUACAAUGGGGAAAGAUGUCACCAUUAUUACGCCUUCAGUAUUUGGAGCGUAAUAGCAACUACAUGAAUUCUACCCAAGGUCCAAAUUCUACACACACGAAAGCGAAAAAUAUUGAUCAUAUAAUUAGUUAUAUUCGGUCGGUCAACGAACAUAACUGCAAUAAUCGAGCGCUUUUUUCACCGGACGAUCUGAUCUUGCAUGGCGACAUCGGUUUCGGUGCAGAACAACAAUUUGAAAAUGAAGCUCGUAUGGCCCUACGAUUGGCAAACUUUUUGAGCGCAUUUUUGCAGGUUGUUGAUUCGACGGAAGUAUUUUCGGGCAAUCGUUUACCUGAUCGACCUCUAACUGAAGAUCAGUUAAUGGCCGAAACUUUAGCACUUGUACUUGGAAAUACCAAAAUCUGGGCUGCCGGAACGUUUUGGGAGCGUCGUAAGUUUCCUAAUCGUACUCUAUUCGCUCCUUACGCCUACAAGGAACAAUUGAACACCCGAAAGUUCAAACUUGAAGAUUUAGCUCGCCUGAAUUCUACUGACGAUUUGUACCUCAAAAAACCUUGGUAUCAACAUUUAAAAUCACGUUGGUCGACCAACUUUGAUGACCUGGAAAAGUAUUAUCUGAAAAUCCGCAUCCGUUCAGAAGAAUAUGCCGAUCAUACCCAGAAAUAUGAACAUUUUCCGAUAUCUUACAAAGCUGCUGAUCUCCGCCAUGGAUAUUGGACACGCCCUUAUUUCGAUUGCAACGGCUUCGUUAAAAAAUGGGUUUCAACUUAUGCAGCCCCAUUUUUUGGCUGGGAUUCAUUGCGAACUAAGUUAGAAUUUAAAGGAGUUGUUACCGUAACUAUGGAUCUGCAAACUCUAGAUAUAAAUCAGUGCCCUGGCAAGUAUCAUACACCUAACGCUUUUAAAGAAACCAACAAGUGUGAUCUCAAGACUUCAUAUUGUGUUCCAAUUUUGGGAAGAGGCUUUGAUACUGGCGGUUACAAGUGUGAAUGCAAACAAGGCUACGAGUACCCUUUCGAAGAUGCCAUAACUUAUUUCGACGGACAACUAGUCGAAUCAGAGUUUCUGAAUUUAGUGGCAAACCAGGCAACACGAUAUGACAUGUACAAGUGCCGUCUUGCAAGUGCCUCUACAAACACCUCGACUUGGAUUAUGAUUUUUGUUUUUGCUGUUAUCACUAAUAUGGUAACAUUAUGUUUCACGCGAUAGGAGCUACUUGAGUAGUGGAUUCUUAAGAGAAAUGUGCCUUUUUUUACAGUUGUUUGUAUGAACGUUUUCGAUUUUAACACGUGACACCCAUUCCGUCCAUUAUAGAUUUUUCUCAACUUUACAAUGCGUCAUCCGUCCGCAGCUAGUUUUUGAAUCUCCUUAUUGUCAUUUGUCCAAAACAUUCCUAGUUGAAAAAGAAACAAACAAAAAAAAUAAAGUUAGUUUUUUUCUAGACUUUGAUCAAUCUUUUCAAUUUGACAUUCCUCUGGUGGUGUUGUCUUGUUUGGCGACCAAUUGUGUUUCUAUUAGUUUCGUGAGAAGCCUUUGCUGUACCUUGUUUGGCUUGUGGAUGUGACGUAGAAGUACAAUGUUCAACGAGACUUUUAUGUAACUAUUUAUGAUCUUUUUAUUCUCU